Messenger RNA from Pleuronectes platessa (European plaice), 1575 nucleotides. RefSeq lists its product as uncharacterized. The transcript is spliced from 8 exons. NCBI's taxonomy places the organism in Eukaryota, Metazoa, Chordata, Actinopteri, Pleuronectiformes, Pleuronectidae. Bases 196 to 1575 code for a protein of 459 amino acids. The record is from RefSeq and is a predicted model, not a curated record.
UGAUACAGGUACAACUCUGAUGAUUAUUUUUUUAUUAAUUUAAAUUAGGUUUAAAAAAAUGUUUUGUUUGUCGCUCUAGUGGCUGUGACCCUGAAAAAAAGUAAAAGUUCAGUAGCAGCGACGGGAACAUUAACUAAACCAAAGAAGGAUGGGAGAAACAAUGUAAGGAUAACUCCACUGAGGGAGAAGGUAGGGAUGGAGGAGCAAAGAGGAGGCGACGCUGAGGCAGAGGUGGAAGAGGGGGAUGAGAUAGGACAAACAGAACAUUUGUCUCCAUCACAUCGACCAGGUCAACCCAGAAAGAAGCUUCACGAUAAAGAGGAUAUGUUUGGCAGCGAGCAGAGAAUCAAUCCAACUGCUGCAACAGCAGAAGAAGCUGUGGACAGAAGAAGGAGGAAUAUUAAGAAGAAGGACACAGAAGAAGCUGGAAUAACAACCGGGACAAGUGCUAUUACAACUGCAGAAUCAGAGGGACAGAAGACGUCCAGGGUCAGCAGAGACGGAGGAUUGGAGAGACAAAAAACAAGAGACACUUCUCAACAUAUCAGGAGCCAGAAACCAGAGGAACGGACAAUCAGAGGAACAACAGAGACUCAUGAUGACUCCGCUCCUCCUUCAUUGAAAAAGCAAAUGAGAGAUGAUAGGGAAGGAAAGAGAGGACCGGUGAAGAAGAAUGAAGGACACGACCGAGAUGGAGGAGCGGCGGCGAGGCAGAAGGAAGUGUCUACUGGGAAGAAGAGGGAGAGGAGAGAGAGGCUGACACACAAAGAGUUAGUUGUUGAGAGCAAUGAUGACCCUGUGGAGAAAGGGGAGGUGGAGAUCAACCAGGAGCUGGAAGAAGAAGAGUCUUUCCUAAAAUCCCCCAAAAGCUCAUCAGCAACACAAGAACACAAAACAGAAGCAAAGUCGUGUGAAGAAGUGGAAACAGAUUGUCUCUCCAGCAAUGAUGAACAGAGAAACAUCCGAUCAGUGAGUUCCCUCAGGUCCAGUGACGCUGCGUCCUACAUCCGCCAGAGGAACUCGAGGGGGUCUGCAGCCUCUUCCUGUGGGGGGGCAAUGAUAGCCAGUGCCACAGGUUUCUCUUCAGCAUGUGGACGUCUGUCAUCAUGUUCCACUGUCAUGGUCACGGAGGAACAGCUGAUGUUGAACCCAGUUAAGCCAGAGUUACCUAGAAUGAGUCAGGAGGAGGCUGCUGCUCUGCGUCUGGCCCAGCGAGCAGAGAGACGGAGGCAGGAGACUGAAGAAGCUGACAGAGGAAGAGCAGAGGAGGAGGCACGAGGAGGAGGAGCAGGCAAAAGUGAGACGGGAACAGGCGAAAAGAGAAAUGGAGAGAAGGAGUCAGGAGGAAAGGAGGAGGCAGAUGGAGCGACUGCAAAGGAUGAGAGAGGAGGAGGAACGGAGGAGGAAAGAGAGGUGGCGCUGUUGCAACAGCAGUUGGCCUUUAAAAGGGGUCUUGUUAUGGAGGCCGGAGGUCUGGAGAAAACUCAGGGAAUCUCCCGUCCCUGGAUCUACUCAUAUUUUAGUUUACUGCAGCUACUGGGUCUGACUCCGUCUCAAGCCGAGACGACCAUCUGA